Molecule: messenger RNA, 694 nt
Organism: Brassica rapa (field mustard)
Lineage: Eukaryota; Viridiplantae; Streptophyta; Magnoliopsida; Brassicales; Brassicaceae
Product: dolichol-phosphate mannose synthase subunit 2
Biological process (GO): GPI anchor biosynthetic process; dolichol phosphate mannose biosynthetic process
Cellular component (GO): dolichol-phosphate-mannose synthase complex; endoplasmic reticulum membrane
Molecular function (GO): enzyme regulator activity
Source: RefSeq, a predicted model, not a curated record
UGGUAAUAUGAGUGUUAAACCGUUAAUGAAACGCUGCGUUUUGCGGUGAGUAGCGGCUGAGAAAAUCAGUGGCGGAGGGAAACCUCGAAAGGCGCUUCCAAGUCUUGCGACGCGUGUCGCUUUCCCAGUGGCUUUGUUAUACAGAAACGAUGUCGUUUUGGAUAUCUCUUUGCAAUUAUCUUCGUCUCAUUUGACCGAAAAACUCAGAUCAAUCGAGCAAUCGUGGUUUCGCAUCUCUGAAACGUACUGAACGUGACAAAUGGAGUUAGCGGAUCGAGCAGUGGGGCUUCUAUUAUCUUCAAUCAGCUUAUCCAUAUUCACCUACUAUACUUUCUGGGUCAUCAUUCUCCCAUUUGUAGAUAGUGAUCACUUCAUCCACAAGUACUUCUUGCCCCAAGACUAUGCCAUUCUCGUACCUGUCUUUGCUGGCGUUACUCUCCUCUCUCUUCUUUCCGUGUUCAUCGGCAUGGUCAUCCUCAAAUCCAAAAAGAAGAAGGCUUGAUUUUUUCGACCUUACCUCAGAUAAUAAAUAGUUCAGUCCGUGGUUCCCUAACGUUGUUGUGUUACUUUGUGUUGGACCUUAUGUCUAUUGAGAGGUUUACGCCUAUAAUGCGUUACAAAUUUUACUACUCAUCCUAAAAUGCGUUACAAUUUGUUUUUCUUUGCAAAGCUGAUAAAUAUCGUUGGUUAUACU